CUCACGCUUUCUGAAGCCAGCGUUUCCAUUCGGGUGUGAAAAACUGGAUUACCUCGCCGGGAGGAAGUAAAACCUACCCUCAAGUUAAGUUAGGAAGCGUUUCAUGUUAUUAUCAGUCCUACUGCAAGAUUACUGUCAUUUAAAGUUUUUUUUUUCGACGUUAUUUAUUUUAUUAUUUUUUGUCUUUUUUGUGUUGUAGUUUAAGGGUGGUGUAGCGGAACGGUGUAAACCCGAGAUAACAGUAGGUUUUGUCACUUAUCUGCAGAAGCUGACUUUUGUCUUCCUGGGAGCGGAGUUGCCGAAAGAAAACUAGCAGUUGCUAGUUAGCAAGUCACCCACUUAGCUUCCCAGCUAUCCAGCUCUUUCCCUUAACUGCCACAUUAAGUCCCACCCUCACCAACUGCGUGGACGCUGGGCUGCAGCGGUGAAGUCGAGUAUAUUUUCUCCCUCUGAACUUAGCCAGCAUCCUUUUACACCUGGCUGGCAAAAGAAAAUAUCCUCCUGUUGGUUUGCAAAGUUGGGUGUCGUUAAGAUAAUAUAGCUGGCUUGACGUUUGACAAGUGUCUUCUUCAGAGGGGUACGAUCGCUACACUGGCAAAGAGACUGGCUAAAAAGAAGAGGCGAAACAAGAGAGAACAAGGAAGACACCGAGAAGGAGGUGACUGGCUAGCAUAGCCGGGGAGAUAGAAUCACACAUAAACGCUGCCACCGAGCCACACAGCCAUGAGUAUUGAGAUACCGGUGGGGCUGACAGAACUGCUGCAGGGCUACACUGUGGAGGUGUUACGACAAAGGCCGUCAGACCUGGUGGAUUUUGCAGUACAAUACUUCACCCGUUUGCGAGACUCCAGAAGUCAGGAUGGCUCCAGCACAGGUGGCAAGGCUGGGAAGGGGGUGAUGUUUGACGGGGAGCCGAUGCAAACGGAGUCCAAUGGAGAGGAUGAUGAAGAUGACGACUCUGACUUUGAGCCUCCACCACCCAGCAGAUUCAACAGGAGAGUGUCGGUUUGUGCAGAGGCAUUCAACCCAGAUGAAGAUGAUGAGGACACUGAGCCCAGAGUGGUUCACCCAAAAACAGAUGAACAGCGCUGCAGACUGCAAGAGGCCUGUCGAGACAUCCUACUUUUCAAAACACUAGAUCAGGAGCAGUUCUCACAGGUGCUGGACGCCAUGUUUGAGUUAAAGGUUCAGCCCGAGGAGCAUGUCAUCGACCAGGGAGACGAUGGAGACAACUUUUAUGUCAUUGAGCGGGGUGUGUAUGACAUCGUGGUAAAAGGAGUAUGUGUGGGUCAGUAUAACAAUAAGGGCAGCUUUGGCGAGCUGGCUCUCAUGUACAACACGCCACGCGCCGCCACCAUCGUAGCCACUGAGGAAGGAGCACUAUGGGGCCUGGACCGUGCUACUUUUCGUAGGCUCAUUGUAAAGAACAAUGCCAAGAAGAGGAGGAUGUAUGAGUCUUUCAUUGAGUCUGUGCCCUUACUUAAAACACUGGAGGCAACAGAGAGAAUGAAAAUAGUGGAUGUAUUAGGAAUGAAGCAGUUCUCCGAUGGCGAGCGCAUCAUCACACAGGGAGACAAAGCUGACUGCUUCUACAUUGUAGAAUCUGGAGAGGUCAAGAUCAUGAUGAAGAGUAAAACGAAGGCCGGCCAUGCAGAUAAUGCGGAGGUGGAGAUAACACGCUGUAGCAGGGGUCAGUACUUUGGAGAGCUGGCCUUGGUCACCAACAAGCCCCGGGCUGCCUCAGCCUACGCAGUGGGAGAUGUCAAGUGUUUGGUAAUAGAUGUGCAGGCAUUCGAGCGCCUCCUGGGCUCCUGUAAGGAGAUCAUGAAGAGGAACAUCGCCCACUAUGAGGAGCAGCUGGUGGCUCUGUUCGGCUCCAGCAUGGACCUGAGAGACUGAGCCUCCCACACCACCCUCCGUGCCUUCUUUUUCCACACACACACACACACACACACAAGCAAACGUAUACACAGACAGACAUAUGUCCUCUCCCACAUCAUGCAGUGGUUAUAAGGUCUCAUAAGCAUUACACAGAUGGUGCAAAAGCACAGGAACGUGUACUUGGCUCACCUGCAGGUACAUAAAUCGUCAGAGUUUGAACACACUUACCCUCUCACACAUAUGCACACACAGUCACCUAUGGUAGGCACAGAGUUGCACACCUCACUUAGUCUGCUCGCUCUGGAGCACAUACUAGCUCAACAAAUUCCUUGAUAAUCUGACUUUGGUUAGAUACACACACACUCACAGCCGGCUAAAGGCCACAUGCCUCAUAGCUUGAGCCAGCUUCAACCUCUCAGUAUGAAUGUCUCUGCUGUGGUGACCUUAAUACAGGUAAAGCAGUGCAAGGACAUCAAGUACGCACACACUCCAUACACACAUUUGAAAACACAUCCUCAUACUUCAUGUGUGCAGGCUUUACAUUCAUGUGAGCACUUGAACAACUCAGAGUUGUUCAAGGCCUCAGCCAAGGACACAUCAACAUAAAGGCACACACACAGUUAUAGGUACAGAUGCUUAAAAACACAACCACACUUGCAAAACACACAGUGGAGACAAAAAAAAAAAAACAAUAAUAAAAAAAACAAAACAGGAAAUUUAAAGAAAA
Melanotaenia boesemani (Boeseman's rainbowfish) is the source of this 2608-nucleotide messenger RNA. RefSeq names its product protein kinase, cAMP-dependent, regulatory, type II, alpha A (gene prkar2aa). Gene Ontology annotation, cellular component: cAMP-dependent protein kinase complex. The coding region runs from base 724 to 1899 and encodes 391 amino acids. Gene Ontology annotation, molecular function: cAMP-dependent protein kinase regulator activity. NCBI's taxonomy places the organism in Eukaryota, Metazoa, Chordata, Actinopteri, Atheriniformes, Melanotaeniidae. Gene Ontology annotation, biological process: regulation of protein phosphorylation. The transcript has 11 exons. The record is from RefSeq and is a predicted model, not a curated record.